AUGGUCUCCACCUUUUUGUCAAACCGACGACAGCUCAUUGGCCAUCCGAGACCGGGAAUUAAGGGUGCAAAGGUGUUGGCGUUAGGGUUCUUGUUCCUUAGCUUGCGUAGUGAUAGUGGUGGCCUCGGCCUGACUCCACCGAGAGGUUACAACAUCGAUAUUUGGCUAUUCGGAUUUUCGAAACUGCUGACCAAAAAAAUUAGUCAAAGACACCUCGGCAAACGGAUUCUGGACCUGGAUUCCUCGUACCAAGAUCUCAGUUAUUGGAUUACUUCCCCAGCGUCACUGCCUACAUCUCGCUUAUUCAAUGCAAUGAAGCUAGCGCACGGUCUGGCACGCUGGUUCCGAUGUGUCUCAGAAACUUCUACGGUUGGAUACCCGAACUUCCAGGAUAGAACAAUGGAAUACUGUACCUAA
Molecule: messenger RNA, 417 nt
Organism: Orbilia oligospora ATCC 24927
Lineage: Eukaryota; Fungi; Ascomycota; Orbiliomycetes; Orbiliales; Orbiliaceae
Exons: 1
Coding region: 1-417 (138 amino acids)
Source: RefSeq, a predicted model, not a curated record